AUGAUAUUAAUUAAAUAUCAAGCACCUAGUCCUGGUGAAGUAACAGUUGCGGAAAUUGAUGGACGACUACCCCCGGAUCCCAAUAUUGAAGUUUAUGUUCGUGCUGAAGGUGUGCUGUUUCCACAACUACAAAUUCCGAACAAUCUUAAAAGCCCGGAAACACUUCAUCAGAGUAGACGAGUGAUUGUUCAAAAUUUACCGCCACGAAAUGUUCUGAGUAAGACCGCUCAAAGAACUAAAGAUUUUAUUGAAGCCAUGAUUAGCGAUUUUGCUGGAACACUCAUCGAUGCUCUUCCAAGUUGUUUAUCUAAUUCAAUUUUUGAUGCGAAUACUACUCACCAUAUGCAAUUAUUACACGAUAUAAAAAAUCAAUAUCCUUCAAAAAUACUUGCGUGGCAUCCGUAUAUUUCACUCUUUGCAAUAGCACAUAAUGUAGAUGUAAUUUUCUUGUAUGAUUUACGUGUGGAAGCCUGGUUUCCAGAAGUUUUAGAAACUACACUACAAAAAGACAUAACAUGUAUGGCUUGGAAACCUUUAGGUGGAAAUAUUUUGGCCACUGCUUGUUGGACGGCAGAUGGUCGUGCUUUGUUCUUAUCGUUUUAUGAAGACAAAUGUAUUCGUUGUCUCUCAAUAUCUCCAAAUCUGGAUGACGAAUGGUUUCCUAAGGAAGAUAUUGCUGAAAAAACAAUCGAGCAAUUAUCUAUUGAUCCAACUGGUGAGCGACUUGCCGUAUGCUUCAAAGAUACAGCAUUACUAGCAAUCUUUCAUGCGAGAAGACCAACCCAAGUUUCUAGAGGUUCUAGUCUUUUGAAUGUCCAAGGAAUUGUUAGAGGACCAUCUUGGAACGAUCUUUCCGAUCCAGUUUGGUCUGUAUUAUUAUAUUUAUAUUCGGUAUGCACGACAAAGUUAGAGUGGUUUACUGACAUUAUUGAUUUGAAGGUGUGGGAGGACGGUCAAAUAUCCUUUUUGCCGUUCCUUUUUCGUACUAUUGGUAAGUGA
This is a messenger RNA of Racocetra fulgida, 999 nucleotides long. NCBI's taxonomy places the organism in Eukaryota, Fungi, Glomeromycota, Glomeromycetes, Diversisporales, Gigasporaceae. The record is from the annotation of a GenBank genome assembly.